GCAACUUUCUAGCCAAACACGAAAUUGUGCUGACUCUGCAAAUUUCUGGGCGGCCUUCUUCAGCUUCUUCCACGACACUCCACCAACCACCCAUUCAACACAACGCGCAUGUAGACACCACACCUCCUCCUGUUGUCGUCGUGUCUCUCUUCCACGCCACCACCACGCACCAUGGCUCGCGGAAACCAGCGUGAACUUGCUCGCAAGAAGAACAUGAAGAAGCAGCAAGAUGCCAAGAAGGGAAAGCGCUCAGAUGACGGCCUCACCCCACAGCAGCGUCGCGAGCGCGACGCACAGCGGCUGCAGGAGAAGGCUGCGAAGAAGGCUGCCAUGAAGGCCGAGCAGGAGAAGGGCCAGAAGAAGAAGUGACACGCGCGUGCGCACAUUCACGCAUGCUCCACAACAACACGCACACUCGUCUCUCUGCUUAAUCGCCAUUGCUUGUCUUCUUCCCUUCUUCAUCUUCUUGUUUGCGUGUGGUGUCUCCUUGCUUGUUUGUGUUGCCCUCUCGCCUCUUGCCUGUCUUACCCUACUUUGCCUGUCCCCUCUUCUUCUCUAUUCGCCUCUCUGCCCGUUUGCCUGCACCCUUUUGUGUUUUUGGUUUCUUUCAUGUGCUGCAUUCCUUUGCACAGUGCGCACACACACCAUAAACGCCAAGGAUUCG
Molecule: messenger RNA, 664 nt
Organism: Salpingoeca rosetta
Lineage: Eukaryota; Choanoflagellata; Craspedida; Salpingoecidae
Product: small EDRK-rich factor 2
Exons: 2
Coding region: 172-369 (65 amino acids)
Source: RefSeq, a predicted model, not a curated record